AUGUCCAACGGAAAGACUUUCACAUUGAGCAACGGGGUUAAGAUCCCUGCUGUCGGCUUCGGCACCUUUGCCAGCGAGGGCGCCAAGGGCGAGACCUACGCCGCCGUCACAGUCGCCCUGAAGACCGGCUACCGUCACCUCGACUGCGCUUGGUACUACCUCAAUGAGGAUGAGGUCGGUGAUGCUAUCCAUGACUUCCUCAAGGAGAACCCCUCCGUCAAGCGCUCCGACAUCUUCGUGACCACCAAGGUCUGGAACCACCUGCACCGCUACGACGACGUCAUCUGGUCCCUCGAGGACUCCCUCAAGCGCCUCAAGCUCGACUACGUCGACCUCUUCCUGGUGCACUGGCCCAUUGCCGCCGAGAAGGACGGCCAGGAGAAGCCCAAGAUUGGCCCGGAUGGAAAGUACGUGAUCCUGAAGGACCUCACCGAGAACCCCGAGGAGACAUGGCGCGCCAUGGAGAAGCUGUACGAGGACGGCAAGGCCAGGGCCAUCGGGGUGUCUAACUGGACCAUUCCCCAGCUGGAGAAGAUGGCCAAGUUCGCCAAGGUCCAGCCACAGGUCAACCAGAUCGAGAUUCAUCCCUUCCUGCCCAACGAGGAGUUGGUGCAGUACUGCUUCUCCAAGAACAUCAUGCCCGAGGCCUACUCGCCGCUGGGCUCGCAGAACCAGGUGCCCACCACCGGUGAGCGCGUGGCCGAGAAUAAAACUCUGCUCGAGAUUGCCGAGAAGGGCGGCAACACCCUGGCCCAGGUGCUGAUCGCUUGGGGCCUGCGCCGUGGCUACGUCGUCCUGCCCAAGAGCUCCAACCCCAAGCGCAUUGAGUCCAACUUCAAGAGCAUCGAGCUGAGCGAUGCCGACUUCGAGGCCGUCAACAAGGUCGCCGAGGGCCGCCACUUCCGCUUCGUCAACAUGAAGGACACCUUCGGCUACGAUGUGUGGCCCGAGGAGACCGCCAAGAACCUGUCUGCGUAA
Penicillium canariense is the source of this 978-nucleotide messenger RNA. It is a transcript of the gene gldB, whose product is annotated as putative glycerol dehydrogenase (GldB). Bases 1 to 978 code for a protein of 325 amino acids. NCBI's taxonomy places the organism in Eukaryota, Fungi, Ascomycota, Eurotiomycetes, Eurotiales, Aspergillaceae. The transcript has 2 exons. The record is from RefSeq and is a predicted model, not a curated record. Gene Ontology annotation, cellular component: cytosol. Gene Ontology annotation, molecular function: aldose reductase (NADPH) activity.